AUGUGCACGUUUGAUGUCUUAAUCAGGUCAUUUGGAGCCAAUUGGAACAUUGCCUAUCACUGGAGACUAGUUGAGGAAGGAAAGACUCUGUCUGCCCCAUAGGAAUUGAUUGAUUGUGAUUGCACCAUACCAUCUCAUCUUCUAUUCACCCCUGUUUGCAUUCCACCUCAUUUCAUAUCAUCUUCAUUCACUUCAUCCACUAAAAUCCUAUCAUCAGAGCUCGACCCACACUCGAUCGAGUCAGACGAAAAGUUGAGAAAAGAUGUUAAGGCAUUGAAUGAGAAGUUGGAUAAGCUGAUCCUAGCUCAGUCCACAAUGAAGAAAGUCAACUUUGUGUCUGCUGAGGAGAUGGAACCAGUCCAAGAAGGGGAGGAUACACAAUUUGCUGAGGUAUGCUACAUGAGCAAUGGGCAAGGAGGUUACAACAAAGGAUACUAUAAUUACAAGUCCAACCCUGCCAUGUCAUACCGCAACACUGAUGUUGCUAACCCUCAGGACCAAGUAUAUCCUCAACAACAAGCAGCUCGAUCGAGUCAGGUGCCACAACAUGGGUAUGGUCAAAAGAACAAUUACCAAGGACCACAAGGCACUUUCCCUGGACAACAAAUGAAUAUCCCACCAGGCUUCCCCCACCAACCGCCCCAGCCUGCACCUUCACAAGAGAAUGAGCUCAAGGCAAUGCUAAAGCAACUACUUCAAGGGCAAGCUGAUGGGGUAGUGGACACAAGCAAGAAGCUAGCUGAAAUAAACUCUAAGAUCGAGAACCUCAACACAAGGGUUUACUCUCUGGAGAAUCAUGCUUCUUCUGUUGCUGCUGCUACAAAGCAAGGACAACUACCUGGUAAAGCUAUUCAGAACCCCAAGGAACAGUGCAAGGUCAUCUUCACUCAAGAAGGACUUGUUGAAGAAGAGGAUCAAGAAAGGGUCAUUGAAGAUUUUUGUUUACUGCUGAAUGAUGAAGAGAUUGUUGCUGCUGAGGCUCCUGGAGUCCAGAUUGAUCAACCAGAAGUGCAUGCACCUACUGUGGCCAUUCACACUUCACCAGUUGAGCUCGCACGACAAGCUCGAUCGGCAGCUCGAUCGAGUCCAACUCUAGCUCGAUCGAGUCCGACCUCUUCUGUCCAAACCUGUUUUGCUUGA
Molecule: messenger RNA, 1140 nt
Organism: Microthlaspi erraticum
Lineage: Eukaryota; Viridiplantae; Streptophyta; Magnoliopsida; Brassicales; Brassicaceae
Source: the annotation of a GenBank genome assembly